Molecule: messenger RNA, 6079 nt
Organism: Plutella xylostella (diamondback moth)
Lineage: Eukaryota; Metazoa; Arthropoda; Insecta; Lepidoptera; Plutellidae
Gene: Mef2
Product: myocyte enhancer factor 2
Biological process (GO): positive regulation of transcription by RNA polymerase II; cell differentiation
Molecular function (GO): DNA-binding transcription factor activity, RNA polymerase II-specific; histone deacetylase binding; protein dimerization activity
Source: RefSeq, a predicted model, not a curated record
CCAGUCGGCAGCUCGGCAGUUCUUCUUGUCGCGCCUUCGUAUGAGCCGUGUGUCGCGCUCGGAUACCCCCCGCGCCCCGCACACUCCCGGCCGCCUCGCAUUCUAGUUGUGGGUGUCGCGCCGUGCAGUCCUCGCGUGUGCUACCGAACUUGUGCGCCGUCUGUGAGUGCUUGAGUUCCCGCGCGAGUGUCAGUGUGCCGCAGGAUCCCCAGCCCGCACCCGGAGGAUGUUAACAGCGCCCGGUAUGUACCCACUUCCAAGAUAUCCAAUAUCCGUAGCGACUCCGAUGGAUUAAGAAAAAAUACACAAACAAUCAGAUAGCUGUUGACGUCCACACCAGAAGCCAGCCCCAGGCAGUUUGCUGUUGCCCCCGCUCCCCACACCCUCUCCAAGAUUGCUGCCACCAUGGGUCGGAAGAAAAUACAAAUAUCCCGGAUUACGGAUGAACGGAAUCGGCAGGUGACUUUCAACAAACGCAAAUUCGGCGUGAUGAAGAAGGCUUAUGAGUUGAGCGUACUCUGUGACUGCGAGAUCGCCCUCAUCAUCUUCAGCUCCAACAACAAACUCUACCAAUAUGCCAGCACGGAUAUGGACAAGGUGUUACUGAAGUACACGGAAUACAACGAGCCGCACGAGUCGCUGACAAACCGCAACAUCAUCGAGGCACUAACGAAGAAAGAGCAUAAGAACGGAGUGAUGUCACCUGACAGCCCUGAAGCCGAGCCCGAAUAUAACCUGACCCCACGGACCGAAGCCAAGUACUCAAAGAUUGACGAAGAAUUCCAGAUGAUGAUGCACAGGAACCAGUUGAAUGGGAGUCGAGUGGGAGUGGGCGUCACCGGGAGCAACUACAACUUGCCAGUCAGCGUGCCGGUCGGGAGCUACGAUCAAUCCCUACUGCAAGCUAGUCCCCAAAUGCAUACCUCCAUCAGUCCACGGCCAUCGUCAUCAGAAACCGAUUCAGUAUACCCCAGCGGCGGAAUGUUGGAGAUGUCGAACGGGUACCCGGGGUCAGGGUCACCGCUGGGCGGCGGGUGCACGCCGUCGCCGUCGCCCGGCCCCUCCCCCUCCCCGCACCGCCACCCGCACAAGCCGCAUGCGCACGCGCCGCCGCCGCACCACUCGCCGCGGCACAACAACCUGCGCGUCGUCAUACCGAGCUCCAUGCCGCCGCCGCAGGAUGACCUUUCGUAUACUGGAGAGACACCACUAAGCUACUCAGGACUUGGCAACUUCGGACCGCAAGACUUCAGCAUGGGCUCAUCGGACAUGAUCGGGCUCACGUGGGGCGCCCACCAGCUGCAGACUCUACAGCACAACAGGUACAUUAAUAGUUUGCCAGUGCUCGGGGGUGGGACGCCGCCGCCGGCCGCUUCGCCCAACAACGUGAAGAUCAAAGCCGAGCCCGUGUCCCCCCCGCGCGCCCCUGACCACCUGCACCGCGCCCCCCCGCCCGGCGCGCCGCAACCAGCACAUCUAUCUGGAGUCAUUGAUGGUUCUGUAACAUCGAGCAACAUGGGUUCACCAGCCGGCCAAGACAUGCGGCAUUCGAGCGCCGUGCCACUAGACUACGAGCAGCCUCACACGAAGCGGCCGCGGAUCGAGGGUUGGGCCACAUAGCUAGGCCCUGAGGCCUUCGGAUCCUAUCCGAGGCCCUUACACCCGCACUGCUAAUUCGGCCGUGGCAACGAGGCCCAACCAUCCAACGUGACUUGCCCUGAAUGUGACUGUCAUUAUGACAUCUGGCGCCGCACACGGGCAGUCGCGGGGCCCAAUCACUCCAAUGGUGCUGGUUCGAAACUCUGACAGUGAAUUAUGAAACUAGAUUCAAAGGAAUGAAGGUGCUUUUCAGUUUUAAAAUCGAUGGCACGGCUAAAAUCAAUGGAAUGUGUGCUAAAAUGGUAACAAAAUAAAACGAAGUAAACUUAUAAUGAUUACUAAUUUAGUGUUAACGACGGAAAUUGUUUUCAUAUAAGAAGUCAAAACCUUACAUGUAUGAAUGUCCACUACUUUAAAUGUACUACCCUUCAUAUGUACGUAAUUAAUGAUAUCAUGUAAUGUAAAUGCUGCACACAAAUUGCAAGUUCACUAGAAAUAACUGUAAGAAUUAAAUGUAAGCUUUCUACGUCAAUGAAGUACAAUAUUUGUCCGUUUAUUUAUAGUUGCAAUCUUACUGAUCAAUGUUGAACUAAUAGUACGUAAAGUAGAGUCCCUGUUCCCUUGUACAUAAGUACUUUUAAUGUGCAAAUCCGUGCCAUUGUCUAUUUAGCCUAAACAUUUAGUCAAUUUUAGAACAAUGACUACAGCGUUGAACUAAUGAAAAUGCACGAAAUAAUCGGAACCGUUGAGUGAAGGAACUAUCAAGUGGAGAGGCCGAGUGGUGUACCGAGGUGACAAUGUUUAGGAUGUGUUUAAGUGCGUUAAAGACUUAAAAUGACUGUUGACUUUUGUGUUAGUGUUCUAAAAAGUUUUUUGUGCCAUUUUAAAAAUAAUAAUAGUGUGACAUCCGAACUUUGAAUCUUGUAAAUUAAGUAGCUAAAGUUAGUGUCAUCACACAGAAGAUAAUAAAUUAUAUAUUGUAAAAUCUAUUACCUAUAUAUCUAUUGACAUAUUUAUAUACAUGGAAAUCAUAUACGAUAUUUACAUAAUAUGUAUACACGUCCCGUUAGGUACGAUCGUUAUGUAAUUAGGUAAUGUUAGCUAGAGAUGAGUAUGUAAUAUACCACACAAAGCUUUAAAAUUUCUUAUGAUAACACUUGCACUCUAAGCACUUGUAAGAAAACACAAAAAACUACAAUUAUUGUAUAAUAUCACGUAACAAGCUAACUUACUAUCGCUUUGUUUUCAAAGCUGAUAUUACUUCAGUCUGCAGUAGUUUCAAUGCUUCAGUUUCUUACAAGAUGCACUAUCAUUCGGUUUAUUAUAUUAUAUUUAUGAACGUUUACUUUUUGAUGAUCAGAUAAAGUCCAAACGAGAGUCACUCGUUCGAAGACCAAAUAUUAAGUCAAUUUUGAAUAUCAUAUUAUAAAAUUAUUAUACUUGUUAAGUAUGUUAGAAAGAGUUGUUUUAUUUAGUCACAUUUUUGCUACGAUUAUUAAAUUCAUAAUAUACCUAUGUUAGGGCAGAAUGAGUCAUAGUAACAUUUUUAUUUUGUUAAUGUGAUCUGAAGAGUUCUUUGAUUUUGUUAUGUAAACCUAAAAGUUAAUCGAAAUCAACGUAGAUUUUUCAAUAGGAGAAGAAUAUAUAUAAUUACAUAAAGGAAAUAUUUUAACCUUAUACACGCAUAUUGAAUAACAUAUUUUGGUACAGCACUUUUUCAUAAAACCACAAACACAUAUUUUAGGAAAUAUUUUGUAACCAAUAAUAAUUAUACUCCUUUAUCCUUCUUGAUUCCAUCCAAGUUCAUAUAACUUUUAUCGCUUGCAUUGCAAAAUACCUAUAUGUUCAUUACUUAUUAUUCUAUGAAAUAAACCUUUUUAUAUUAUCAUUGAUACUACAUAAUUUUAUAGGAUACCACUAGAAGUUUAAUUUAACAUAGAGUGUUCUUCCUUUACUUUUUCAUAUCUUUUCACUGUAGAUGCCUUACUCACAGUGCCUAAAUGUACCACAUUUAUAAACCGUUUUGUACCAAAAUUUGUAAAAUAGGAAAGCAACAUUUUCACACGCCCUAAUAUUUUAAGCAACUAUUAUUAUUACUAUACUAAAUAAAUCUGUAUCGUUAUCAAAAUGGUAAUGCAUGUAUUUGUAAUGAUGUCAGCCCUAGAGCUGCUCUAAUGUAAUUUAUGAGAGUUUUGACCAAAUAUGGUAGAUUUGAUACGAGUCUGCACAAUGGUUUUAGCUAGAUGUUGUAUGUACUGACUAUAUUGAAAUUUCUAGGCAACCUUUAGUACAUACCUAUCGCGAAAAUGUUUCUAAAAACCUUGAAUGUUUAGCUACUAAAUUACAGUUAAACUGUAAUUAAAAUUUAGCAUAAAAUGUGAUUGUUACAUAGUAAGACAAUACUUUGAGAAUGAAGGGUUUGGAAAUAAAAUAACAUAAUCGCUAGUCUUAUAUAGACAGGGCCUUCAAAUCACAGUAACAAAAUGAAGUAGUUGUUAAAAUUUGUACAGGGAUGUAUCCACAUAAAAAUGUUCAAAAGUCUGAACUAUUUUCACAUUGUAAAAUUGGUAUACACGUCUAGAAUUUUAAUAAAACGAAUUAAUAUUUUAAUACCGGAACGUAAUGAAUGUUAACCCAUGUUUAGGGAAUUGUGUAAAAAUUAAUGUACACCUUUAAAUGUUGAUGUAAAUUGUUGAUGUGAUAAACUACUACUACUACUUACUAGUACCAUUGUUGAAUCCAUUACUUGUACAUAAUAUAUAUUCUAUAACUUGUACGUGUAAAAUGAGUUUCGGUCGUUCGUUCCUAAUGAGUUUCUUUGUUGGUUCCAAGUUGGUAAAAUAUUUCUUCGUCAAAUUAUUAUGUACGUUAAAUUUGCUCAAAAAGAGUUUUUUUAGCAUUUUCGUAUUUUUAGUGGUCUGAUUAUGACCUUUUGAAUGUCAGACAGAACAGACAUAACUAGAAUCUUGGUGCAAAAGUACUAUCACAAUUACAAAAAUAUAUAAUAAAUGGUUGUUAACGAUAAAUAAAUCAUCACAAUGAAAAUAUGUUUCCAAAUAGCAAACACGGCGUCGCCCAUGCAGUUAUUCUAUAGAUAAUAAUAUAUUUAAUGCAUAUAUCACCAAUAAAAACAUAGAAGUACAUUAUUGCUGUUACCUCAUGAAUAUCCAUUGCACUGAUGACCCUCUUAAGCUUAAUGUUCACAAUAAGAUAUGAAGUCAAUAUGUUAAGCUGAUUUCAGACGUUGUUUGCACAAAUGUAACAGUAUACAGGUAUUUCAACUAAGCUGGUAUUGGGAGCAUAAUUUCCGGGGUUGUGAGCUUUGCAAUCGGGAAUGAGUGCAAGAUUAGUAAUUUUAAAUAAAUCUUAAUAAUAUUAAAGUAACUUUAUAUAUUCAUUUUUAAUACGCACAAUAGUUGUGUUUCUUGUAAAAAGGGUUUGCUUGGUUUGUUUUGUAGAUGUACCUAUUGUGCAUGUUUUAUAUCCUUUGUGUUUUGUCUGUGUUGCAAUAGCAAAGAGUAUUAACUUUAUUCUGUUAACUUAUUAUUAGGAUGAGUAUUCUUUGCAUUUAAAUAAAUUGUAGUGUUAAGUAUGGGUACGGAUAUCAUAUUCUGGCAUGCAGUGCAGUCUUAUAAAUGUUUACAUUUUGCUAUUGCUUCGCAGUGUCCUGUGAACAACCCUCGUAAUGUAAGGACUUGAAUACAUAUCCCUUUUUGAAUACUCAACUAGAUUUCAUGAUUUCACCUUUAACAUCAUCAGUUGUGCAAUACAAUAUUUAUGGAAGUGCUUAUUAGUUAGUAUUAGGUAUAUUUUUGUUUGAAUUUACAAUGAAUGCAAAAAUGAUCAUCUGUUGUAUUUUAUCGAUAUUUUUACUGAUCUGUAUACCCCGUUAUCUGUAGGUAUUACGGUAGCGUGUCAAAUAAUACACAUGACUUCGUAUUUAUGUAUUAUGAAAUUAUUCAAUGCAUCUCUUGGAUUAGGUAUAAUAAGUAAAAUCCCUGUAUAAGUACAAUAUGUUCCCGUACACAUAUAAUUUAAUAGAUACCUAACUGUAUUUUGUACUUGUAGAUAUAUUUUAAUUUUUGUAAAGUAGGCAUGAUGUUUUCCGGUAUGGAAAGGAUAUUUCAAUGCGAUAUAAUAUUAUGUGUCUGAUUUACUAAAUUGUAAUACUGAUAGCGGGGUCUGCUGAUUGUAAGGCGGGAGGUGUGGUAGUCGUUAGAUUGACGGGUACCUCUCGAGGAUUUUAAGUCAUCGUGUAUAGUUACUUUUUAAGUUAAGGCCGGGCCAAAUAUUGCAUUAUUGAAAGGUCUUAGGCGCCUGUAGUCUGCUGUUGGCAGCCAUCUCUGCCCGUGUAUAGGUACAAUGGUACGUUGUGCAUGUCAGUGGGUGAAUGAAAAUAUUAAUGUUUACAGACAGUGUUAGAAAAUUGUUAUAAAUUAUUUUGAUGACUGUUCAAAGGAUAAUAAAGAGUUGGAUGUCA